Messenger RNA from Cadophora gregata, 474 nucleotides. RefSeq lists its product as uncharacterized. The transcript has a single exon. Bases 1 to 474 code for a protein of 157 amino acids. The record is from RefSeq and is a predicted model, not a curated record. Lineage: Eukaryota; Fungi; Ascomycota; Leotiomycetes; Helotiales; Ploettnerulaceae.
AUGGGACUCUUCGAGUAUCAGAAUGCACUGGCGUGUACCUACAAGUCCCGAGACCAUGCCCCUGCUUCCACUUCUCACAAUCCGCAACUACAACACCAAUUGCCAACUGUCCUCCAGGACUCCCUUCUGUCCAUAGCCUUGCCAUCUGCAAUCCUGAUUGAAGAAAUAUCGAAAUUCGCAGGACCUUAUAUCACUGUUUUGCGGAUCGUUCUCGCCAUUAUCAAUGAGUAUACCCCGCCGCGGGGUGAACAAACACCGGUAGGAGCUGGUCCGAUAGCCACUUUAUCAAAGCAGUGGCGAGAGAAUCUAGCAAAUCCUAUUAGUGCGUAUUCCCUCCUCUUACUGUCUGGCUCCUGGACCACCCAUUGCAGAGCGUCGCUGCUCCUCCUAAAUGGUACUGUUCUCUCGUAUUCAUGGCAAGCAAGGUCUUCUCCGCACGAACUCUCAAGGCACAGGGAAUAUGCAUCCUCUUAG